Chironomus riparius is the source of this 1233-nucleotide messenger RNA. The record is from the annotation of a GenBank genome assembly. NCBI's taxonomy places the organism in Eukaryota, Metazoa, Arthropoda, Insecta, Diptera, Chironomidae.
AUGUUUUUUAAGCUAAGAGUUGUAAUUUUGAUUUUCAACUCAUAUCUGCAUAUCGCUUUGAGUGCCGUUUCAUCGGAAGUUUCAGAUCCGAAAUUCUCAGCACCAAUAACAAACGUGACAGCGGCAGUCGGUCGAGAAGCAGUAUUAACGUGCCAAGUGCUAGAUCUAGGUUCAUAUAAAGUUGCAUGGUUGCGUGUUGAUACACAGACCAUAUUAACAAUACAAAAUAAUGUCAUCACAAAGAAUCAUCGUGUUGGAAUUAGCUUUACAGAGAAAAAGACAUGGCAGUUGAGACUGAAGGAUGUGAGGGAGUCGGAUAAAGGAUGGUAUGUAUUACAGAUCAAUACUGACCCGAUGAAAAGUCAAAUGGGCUAUCUUGAUGUCGUAGUGCCACCUGACAUUCUCGACUUUCCAACAAGCACCGAUAUGAUUGUACGCGAAGGAAGUAAUGUCACAUUAAAAUGUGCAGCCAUUGGCUCCCCGGCACCUAUUAUCACGUGGAGGCGAGAGCAUGGUGAAAAAAUUAUGCUAGCCAACGAUAGUGAAGUGCUUACAGUAGAAGGCGCAACACUGAACAUUCCCCGAGUUAAUCGUCUGCAUAUGGGAUCAUAUUUGUGCAUUGCAUCUAAUGGCGUUCCACCCUCGGUGUCUAAAAGGAUCACACUCAUUGUACAUUUUCCACCGAUGAUAUCUGUUGCUAAUCAACUAGUGGGAGCCUAUGAAGGACAAAAAGUCACACUCGAGUGCCAUUCGGAAGCGUAUCCGAAAUCUAUCAAUUAUUUUAUGAGGGAGAAAGGAGAAAUAGUGCCGCAAGGUGGAAAAUUUGAGACAUCAAUCAAGGACAAUGCGUACAAGGUGCACAUGAACUUAACGAUAAAGUCAGUAAGUCAGAGUGAUUUUGGCAGUUAUAUGUGUGUCGCGAAGAAUUCACUUGGUGAAACUGACGGAACUAUUAAACUUUACAAACUUCCACAUGAUGAUGGCAAUUACAAUAAUUGGUUGGAAGGAAGACGAAGAAAAGGUAAGAAAGCCAAACACAAAAAAUUCAAUAGUCAGAUAGAGUCGAACAACAUUGAAGACGAUCCGGAAGGAUCAAAUAAACGGAAAGAGCUGAUGAUCGGAAAUCCCGAUGACACUUACGACUAUUCAUGUUCGAUGUCUGUUGCUUGUCAUUAUCAAGUCAUCCUUACAUCAAUAUCGAUUGCUUCUCUUGUAAUGUAUUUGCUCAACUGA